CUCCCGCCGCGCCCGCCGCACGCACGCGCACUGCGCCCAGCAUGAGGGUCGCGGCUCUGAUCAGUGGUGGAAAGGACAGCUGUUAUAAUAUGAUGCAGUGCCUUGCUGCUGGGCAUCAGAUUGUUGCUUUAGCAAAUCUAAGACCAGCUGAAAAUCAAGUUGGAUCCGAUGAACUGGAUAGCUACAUGUACCAGACAGUGGGUCAUCACGCCAUUGACUUGUAUGCAGAAGCCAUGGGCCUUCCCCUGUAUCGCCGAACCAUACAAGGAAGGAGCAUGAAUACUGAACGAGUGUACACCAGAUGUGAAGGGGAUGAGGUGGAAGAUCUCUAUGAGCUUUUGAAACUUGUGAAGGAAAAAGAAGAAGUAGAGGGGAUAUCAGUAGGUGCUAUACUUUCUGACUAUCAGCGUGUUCGAGUAGAAAAUGUGUGUAAAAGACUUAAUCUCCAGCCUCUAGCUUACCUUUGGCAGAGAAACCAGGAAGAUUUGCUUCGAGAGAUGAUAUCAUCUAACAUCCAAGCGGUGAUCAUCAAAGUAGCAGCUUUUGGUUUAGAUCCAGAUAAGCAUCUUGGAAAAACCCUGGAUCAAAUGGAGCCUCAUCUCUUAGAGCUCUCUGAGAAGUAUGGAGUCCAUGUUUGUGGAGAAGGUGGAGAAUAUGAAACAUUCACUUUGGAUUGCCCUCUAUUUAAGAAGAAAAUAAUCGUAGAUUCAUCUGAAGUAGUCACCCAUUCAGCUGAUGCAUUUGCACCUGUAGCAUAUCUACGCUUCUUAGAAAUGCAUUUGGAAGACAAGGUGUCGCCAGUGCCUGACAACAACAGAACAUCUAAUUAUAUACAUAAUUCUUGAAAAACGUUUUGCACAUGGUUUACUAAACUGCCAUUUCUAUUUGAAACCAUACCAUAACAUUUUCUCAAUUAUUGACCAGCUUUUUCUUACUACGGUUUUUUGUUUUGUUUUGUUUUUGGUUAUUUACAAACAUAUACUUUCAUCAGAAGAAGUUAAUGGAACCAUUCAUUUAUUGGGGAAAUGUGAAUGUCUUGUUCAUUAUUUGUACUGCCAGCUUCCUCAGGAUUCACUCUUUCUCUGUCCUUCUGUUAAUACAUCCUCCUCAUCUGUGAAAUGUAUGAAUAUGAUCCAUGGGAUACCUGUGUUUUUUUCUUUUUACCUCGUAUCCCACACUCAUUUCUGUAACCUUCUUCGCUCUCGUCCCAGUUGUUUCUUUCCCUCUUUCCUGCUGCCAUCUCUGCCCCUUCUAUCAUGAUGCAGAGGCAUUUGAAAUGAAGAUAGGAAGACAAUCACUUCAUUUAGCCAAUCAGGCUUAUUCUAGUGGGUGUCACCAAAGUGAUGUAUCAUUCUUGGUUUGAAUGUAUUCAUGAUUGAAGAGUUUAAACAUUAUUGGUCAAUCAGGAAAAAUACCAUUGACUCUUACAGAUUAUUUUAUAAUCGAUAACAAAGUGCAAUUUUUUAGUAUUACUUGUGCUGACCUAAAUAACUUUCUUUUGUCUUCAAUGUUAUAACUUAAUGUUAAUGUUACCUCAGUUGGAACUGUUUUUUGUAGCAAAUAACAGGCUGUGAGGUAGGAGCUUAUUGUAGCAACCGGAAAUUUUACAUCCUCUUGGUGUGAAUGCAGAGGGAAAUACUGAGUUACCUUCCCGGAAAUCCUAUUGUAUCUCAUUGACUUUGGAUUAAUUACUACGUCCAUCCAUAAGUCAGUCAUAGGGUCCAAGGUACAGCUCUGGCCAAGUCAUCCGCUUUACUUCCAAGCUACCCAGGCAGUAAAGAAAGUGGUUCUCUAGAGGAAAAGCAAAUUGGGCUUACCAAGAGAACGGUGAAUAGAGGCUGAAGAGCAAAACUAACACUCACCCACAAAAUCACAUUGCCAUUUCCAACGCAAAUUAACAGUCAUCCCCAAAUAACAGUGAUGCCUAGAAUGUUGAAUACUCUGAAAUCUAUCUGUUCCCUAAAUUUGCUUCAGUUUCCAUUUGCUCUAUAACAUAUUUUCAGUCCAGUUUGAUCUCAGUUACUUUGACGAAAUUCUGUUGGUCUUUCCUCGUCUACAUAAUCUUUAAUCUUUUUCUUUGAUCAUAUUGGCCACCAUCUCCUUCUUGAAAUUUUCCCGCAUAACACUUCCAUACCACUGAACUAUUCUGACUUUUUUCUGCUCUUCUCCAGGUUUCUUCUGUCUUCUUUAGUAGCUUCUCUUCUUACCUUCCACAUGUACGUAUAUCUCAAGUUCUGUUUAUGGUUCCUUUUUUUUUCCCCAGUAUUUUUCUUAAUUUUGUCUGUUCCCACUAUUUUAGUUAUCACCUCUAUGCAAAUGACUCACAAAUCACUCUGUUUCAAGUCUGUCUACUAAUCCCUCUUCUUUCUCCUUACCCCUGCAUGCUUAUUUCUGACUAGCUGUCUGACACACAGCCAGUAUGCCUCUAUUUCAGUAUGUACAAACCUUGAACUCAUUGUCCCCUCCAGGUGUACUUUGCCCUGUUUUUGUUGUUUAACCCGGCUGUUUCCCCCUAAGUAACUCAGGCACAGAAUAUUGACGUCACCUCUGACAGCUCUUUCUCAGUUACCAUCUACGUUCAGUUGGCUACCUAACCCUUCAUAUUCUAGUUCUCAAUGUCUCUCACACCAUUCGAUCCUCAUGCCCAUCCCUCUCACUACAGUUGUAUGUUGCCCGAGAGUUUAGGCAAGAUACAACUUCUUUCAGUGGUCUCCUUACAUUCAUUUUCUCUCUGUUCUAUUCCACUGAUGUAUUGAUUUUCCUUUCUGGUUUUUACCUCCCUGCACAAAACCCCACAAUACUGCUAGAUUGUCUUCUAAAUAAAUAAAGUAUUUCACAGUGUCUUAAAGACCAUCUGACAGGCUCCCUUAGUAACAUCCUUUUUCAGUUUUGUUUCAAUAACUCUCCUACAUGUAUCCUUUGCUUCAGUAAUACCAAACCAAUAAAUACUCCCUUACUAUGCCCUCUGCUGGGGGCCCUGGUGGCACAGUAGUUAAGAGCUUGGCUGCUAACCAGAAGGUCACCAGUUCAAAUCUA
This is a messenger RNA of Trichechus manatus latirostris (Florida manatee), 3036 nucleotides long. It is a transcript of the gene DPH6, whose product is annotated as diphthamine biosynthesis 6. Gene Ontology annotation, molecular function: diphthine-ammonia ligase activity. The transcript has 9 exons. The coding region runs from base 42 to 845 and encodes 267 amino acids. Gene Ontology annotation, biological process: protein histidyl modification to diphthamide. NCBI's taxonomy places the organism in Eukaryota, Metazoa, Chordata, Mammalia, Sirenia, Trichechidae. The record is from RefSeq and is a predicted model, not a curated record.